This is a messenger RNA of Penicillium griseofulvum, 1671 nucleotides long. Its product is annotated as lysophospholipid acyltransferase. NCBI's taxonomy places the organism in Eukaryota, Fungi, Ascomycota, Eurotiomycetes, Eurotiales, Aspergillaceae. Gene Ontology annotation, molecular function: 1-acylglycerophosphocholine O-acyltransferase activity; 1-acylglycerol-3-phosphate O-acyltransferase activity. Gene Ontology annotation, biological process: lipid modification; glycerophospholipid biosynthetic process. The transcript has 4 exons. Bases 1 to 1671 code for a protein of 556 amino acids. The record is from RefSeq and is a predicted model, not a curated record. Gene Ontology annotation, cellular component: endoplasmic reticulum; membrane.
AUGUUGCCCUAUGUAGAUCAGAUAUUUGAGGUGCCAGCCCGACUCACUGGCGCAUCGACUGAUGAGCUCAAGUUGAUCGGCUCGUUCCUCAUCUCCUACCCACUGGCCGCCCUCCUCAAACGUAUUCCCGACGGUCAACCCUGGAAAAAGAAUGCCUUCAUUAUCGCCGUGUCCUUGUUCUAUAUUGUUGGACUCUUUGACCUCUGGGAUGGUCUACGCACCCUACUAUACAGUGCCGCGGGUACUUAUGCAAUCGCCUACUAUGUGGAUGGAUCACUGAUGCCAUGGAUUGGGUUCCUUUUCCUCAUGGGCCACAUGUCGAUUAACCACAUCGACCGUCAGAGAGCGAACGAGAGCGGGGCUGUUGACAUUACUGGAGCGCAGAUGGUCCUUGUCAUGAAACUUACCUCAUUCUGCUGGAAUGUUCAUGAUGGCCGUCUCCCCAAGGACCAACUCUCGGACCCGCAGAAAUACUCUGCUAUCACGAAGUUCCCGAGUAUUGUUGACUACUUGGGCUAUGUCAUGUUCUUCCCUUCUCUCUUUGCCGGUCCUUCAUUUGAAUAUGUGGACUACCGCCGUUGGAUCGACACUACGCUCUUCGAGGUGCCACCGGGCACAGACCCAUCCAAGGUGCCACCCACCCGAAAGAAGCGCAAGAUUCCUCGUAGCGGAAGACCUGCUGCAAAGAAGGCCGUCGUUGGACUGAUCUGGAUCUUUGCCUUUAUCCAACUGAGCUCAUACUUUACCGUCGACUUUGUGCUUUCAGACGCGUUCUUGCAGUAUUCGUUCCUGCGUCGGAUCUUCAACGUGCACAUGCUUGGUUUCACCGCUCGCACCAAGUAUUACGGUGUCUGGGCUCUGACCGAGGGUGCCUGUAUUCUAUCUGGCAUGGGAUACAACAGCUUCGACCCGAAAACAGGCAAGGUUUUCUGGAACCGACUAGAGAACGUCGACCCAUGGGCUAUGGAGACGGCGCAGAACUCGCACGCUUACCUGGGUAACUGGAACAAGAACACCAACCACUGGCUGCGCAACUACGUCUACCUCCGCGUCACGCCUAAGGGCAAGAAACCUGGUUUCCGCGCCAGCAUGGCUACCUUCGCUACCAGUGCGCUCUGGCACGGUUUCUACCCGGGAUACUACAUGACCUUUGUACUGGGCUCAUUCAUUCAGACUGUGGCAAAGAACUUCCGCCGCUACGUGCGCCCCUUCUUCCUUACACCAGAUGGCACCAAGCCAACCCCAAACAAGCGCUACUACGACAUCCUCAGCUGGCUAGCAACACAGCUAACCCUCUCCUUCGCCGUCAUCCCCUUCAUCAUCCUUAACUUCGACAAGUCCUUUACCGUCUGGUCCCGCGUCUACUUCUACGGCAUCAUCAACUGCGCCGUCUCGUUAGUCGCAUUCGCCUCCUUCUCCCCACUCAGAACCUACCUCGUCUCCCAGUUGAAGCGCCGCAACCGUCCCCACGUCGCUCGCACCGCCAGCACCGAGACCGUUCGUCCGCCUGACCUCGGCUUGCCGAAUGAUCCGGAGCGUGACUUUGACGAGGCUGUUGCUGAGAUCAAGGCUGAGAUUGAGUCCCGGGGUAGACGGGGAAGUACAGUUAAGAUGCCUACGGGUGAGGAGUUGAAGGCUGCUGUUGAGCAGAAGAUUGGACGGAAGUUGUAA